CUUUGCACUCCAAACCCGUCUUUAAAACUUCGCCUUUGAUCUCUGACAGUUCACUCUCUCACCAUUUCGAAAAUUUGUCCUUUUUUCUUGUUUUCCCUCUCGCCAUGACCAACCCAAUCGAGAGUGAAAUCUCCGACGAAGACCUUAACCCUAGCGCCGCCGAUCAAUGCCAAUCAAAGGAUCCAUCUCCACCGCAAAACUCACCACCUACCGUUUCCCAAUCUCCCCAAACUGAAACCCUAACCCUACCCGAUCCCGAUCCUCGAUUGUCUAACCCUAACCAAGAUCAUGAUUCUAUGAUGCACGAACCGAUUCCCAUAGUCACCGUUGACGAUACGGAGCCUGAUGACGCGGAGCCCAAUGUCCCCGGCGGCGCCGUCGGAGGAGGCGGUACUGCCACACGGCGCACGGCCAAGAAGAAGAAAAUGGGUAACAAGAGGACCGCGAAGGAGAGAAAGUGGCGGGAGAAGAUUCCGGGUAUCGUCGAAACCCUAAAACCUAUUCCCUUCACGCCUGCGAAAACCCUUGAAUUCGAUAAACACCAGAGCCUCUUGAAGUGUCUGGGGCUCUGGGAUUUUGUCCACGUCGAGUUCGAUUCAGCGCUCCGCGCCGAUCUCCUUGCGCAGCUCAUAGUUAGCUAUGUCCCCAAUUAUCGAUGCGGCUACGUCAACGGGCUUAGGAUCAAUGUCAGCCGCGCCGAUCUCGGCCGCGCCCUGAAGCUGCCGAAGAAGACCGUUGGCGCCGCUGCUUCCGUUGCUGUGGUUGAUGAUUCGGUAGACUUGAAUGAAUCUACUGCGUUUGUUGAGGAGUUAGUGUAUCAUUGGAUGCUUUUGCCUUAUGAGACUUGUAUGAUGACUGGUGAAAUUUUAGGGUGGUUGGAUUUGAUCAAGGAGGGGAAUUUCGAGAAGAUUGAUUGGGCAGGAAUGAUUUGGUGUAUGGUUGAGAAGGAAUUGAGGGCGCCGCAGUUGGUGAAUUGUUAUUACGCUUCGCAUUUGCAGCUUAUGAUUAAGACGCAACAUAAGGAGUUGUUGGAGAUGGCCGUUGAGGUUGGGGAAGAGGAGAACGAGGUGAAGGAGGAAGGAGAAGAGGAAGAUGAAGAUGAGGAGGGGGUAAAGGAAGAGGUGGAUGGGACUGGGGAUGUUAAGAUGGAUGAGGUUGAUGGGGGUCAGGUUCAGGAGUUAGAGGGACGGGUUCAGGAAUUGGAAGGGCAGGUUCAGGAAUUGCAGGAGCACCACAUUGAGCUGAGUCUUGGGCAAGACAAUAAUGUUGGGAAGGUUGAAGUGGAGAAGGAGCAGGGUGGACAGGAACAAAUGAUGGAUUUUGAGCAGGUUAAGGACGUUGAAGAGCCUGGGAUGUGGCUUAUGGAUCAAAAGAGCUGUGUGGAAGAGCCAUUUCUGCGGCCCUGUCAUGGUGAUGUGAAGGGUCUGGGCUGUGAACAAAUGAUAGAGGACGAGGGAGAAGAUGGGCAGCAAGAGGAGGAAGGGGAGGAGGAGGAGGAUGGAGAAGAGGAUGAGCACGAGGGCGGGUUCCAUCUCUCUCCAAAGUGUAUUCCUAUGGAGGGGAUAGCUUCUGGGAAUGGUCUCGCUCAUGUGAUGGAUGCUGAACAAUUGCCUUUUGGUUCUGGGAUUGAUCUUCGUGACAAUCCGGUCGGGGAUUUCCUGUCAUCCAGGGAUGAGUCUCAGAUGAUUUCUGGUUCAUCACUUUUUGGUAAUGGUCACAAGAGAGACAACCUUGCCCUGGAUAAUCAUAACUCUCAUCAUUCUUUGAAUGGCAGUAAUAAGAGGCUGAGAAGUGAUAGCCCGUGGAACACCAAACCAGCGGACUUUGAAACAUGCGUGGAACAGAUAGAACAUUGGACGGAGAAAGCUAGAAUCAUGUAUGCCGCAAAAGAUCAGGCUUGCGAAGAAUCUACAAUGAAUCAGCAACUCUUAAUGAAUGAGCUACAAAAGCGAGAUAACUUGAUUGAACAUUUGCAUAAAGCGAAGUUUGAGGAGAGUCAGAAAAGGCAGAUGGAGGUAUAUAGGUUUGAGAAAGAACUUUAUAUGAUGCAAAGCCUUGUCGAUGGAUAUAGAAAAGCCAUGAAAGAAACACGAAAGGCUUUUGCUGAAUAUAGAGCACGCUAUCCUCAGGGUGACGAACCACUCUACGCGGAUGUUCCUGGCUCCGGGGGUCUUGUUUUGACUGUGGUGGAGGUGGAGAAGGAACGUCUAAAGAAAGAAGCAGAAGAAAGGGCGAAGUUAAGGGAUUUUAUGACAGAGUUUGAAAAGAACUGUACUGAUUUUGAAUCUCAAUGGUCUGGUAAAUUUGAAGCUUAUGUGAGUAGAGUUGAAUCUCUGAAUGAGAGGUUUCUGGCUUUGGAGGACAAAAUGAAACAAUUGAAAGAAGUGAAUACUAAUGGCAAGGUUUCUGAUCCUAUUGAAAGCGCUCCAACUACUGAAGGAGAAACUGCUUAGUAAGGUUGAGCUUUUUCAGUAGAAUUCGAUUAAAUUUAGUUCAUAUCAAAUUCAAGGCUGCUGGUUGCUUAUGUUUAUAAUUAUAAUUAUAAUGUACAGAGCUUUAUUUUGAAACCAGGACCUUUAAUUAGGGUAAUUGUUACCUUUUAUUAUCUUGAGAUGAAGUCACAAAUUAUGGAAA
Molecule: messenger RNA, 2634 nt
Organism: Vigna umbellata (rice bean)
Lineage: Eukaryota; Viridiplantae; Streptophyta; Magnoliopsida; Fabales; Fabaceae
Source: RefSeq, a predicted model, not a curated record